CUAUCGUCAGUCUCGCUUCAUUCGCAGCUCGCGUAAUUGCAAAUGCAAAAUGUGGAAACGUUUAAAUUUCUAUAAAAUAUUAUCAUAUUGUGGUUGAGUUUUUGUGUUAUGUUAUCAAAAUGCCUGCAUCAAUUGGUGUUAAUUUACGUGUAACUGGCCAUUGUAGCCAAGGCGGGAGAAAGUAUAUGGAAGAUUUGUUUUCUGUUGCGUAUCAACAAACUGAGGAUGAGAGAGAUUUAGAAUACGCUUUUUUCGGAAUAUACGAUGGUCAUGGUGGAGGCGAAGCUGCCGCCUUUGCUAAGGAACAUUUAAUGGACUCAAUAGUAAAGCAGCGACAGUUUUGGUCCGAUAAUGACGAGGACGUUCUGAAAGCUAUUCGCAAUGGUUACAUGUUGACCCACUUGAAUAUGUGGAAAGAAGUAGAAAAAUGGCCAAAAACAGUAACAGGGUUGCCAAGCACUGCCGGUACUACAGCAAGUAUAGCGUUCAUAAGACGUGGCAAAAUUUACAUUGGCCAUGUUGGUGAUUCUGCUAUUGUACUCGGUUACCAAAAAGAUGGUUGUGAAGAAUGGGCUGCCAAACCUCUAACAUUAGAUCACAAGCCAGAAUGCAGUACAGAGAUAGAGAGAAUACAGCGUUGUGGAGGCAAAGUUGUGUCAAAAGCAGGAGUGCCUAGAGUGGUAUGGAACAGACCUCGUCCAGGGCACAAGGGGCCCAUAAAGAAAAAUACACCUAUGGAUGAAAUACCAUUUCUGGCUGUGGCACGAUCUUUGGGUGAUCUAUGGAGUUACAAUCCUCAAAAUGACGAAUUUAUUGUCAGCCCUGAUCCUGAUGUUGGAGUGUUGACCAUUGACCCCUCUAAGUUCCGUUGUCUAAUCUUUGGUACUGAUGGUUUAUGGAACAUGAUAUCACCUGAAGGAGCAGUGACCUUAGUGCAAGCUACGGAGAAACACAAUGAGGCAGCGUUAGUUGGUGGAGGGAGUCAACCAAGGGAUUGGUUAAACCCCUCAAAGAGUCUCGUUGAUCAUGCUCUGGAGAGAUGGUCCAACACUAGAAUGAGAGCAGAUAACACAUCAGUAGUUACCUUAAUGUUAGACCCACCGGGACCGCCUAGAGCCACCGUCCUUAGAUCCAGAACGCCACAAAAACCUCAGACCUUAGUGUCACCCGCAGCACCUUCACAACCCGUAGGAACCGCUUCAAAAGUGGAUGAGGCUAAACCCGAUCCCAACACGGAAGGUGAAAAUCGGCAGGUCCCACAGAACGGCCUCACUAUCAUGACGCGUUACUCCGACGUCGAUAAACCUGCACCCUCCGCCGAUGAAUCCGAGCGAACCCCUCUCCCUCCCUGCGCCUCAAUAGACGGACGUUUCUCGGUUGGAGCUCGAGAGGAAACCAGCAACGAAAAUAAAGAAGACAGUGACACCAUUUUAAACUACGGCAACCCUGCCGAGUCCUACUUUAUGGCGCGCUUACUGAACAGAAGUCGCGUCGUGAAUACGCUGUCCGAAGUCUACGACGAAAUAGUCAGUGGCCGUCCAAAAGAUUCCGCCGAGCCUAGUGAGCCGUCCCCCGCUCCUACGACCGCUCUGCCCGAGGAGAAGAGCGAGGAGAGCCGGCCGCCCGCCGGCCCUCGUCAGUCUCUACCGCCGGAGGAAACAACCAACACUGAAGUUCCCGCAUCGGAGUCGGAUGACAUCAGCAUACAGAUAAACGAGGUUUCGUCGAGCUCGCCCACAGAGGCGCCCGCACGACCUCGCGGCCGGCGCUUCCGGGAGUCGCGCCGGGAGCCCGCCGCGCCCAAUGACCGCGUACUGCGCUCGCACCACGAGCCCGAGCCGCAGCGCCCGCAGACGCGCCAGGCCUCCACGCGCUUGCGCGAGCCCGCCGCCCCCGCGCCCGUUCCGGCAGUGCCCGCUACCCCUGUGCCCGCGCCCGCCGCCGAGCGCGUGGUGAUCCUCACGCGGCGCGAGCUGCGGCCGCCGCCGCGCCGCGCGGCCGCGCCCGACCCCGACGAGGCGGCGCGGCGCACGCGCUCGCAGCUGGCGGCGCGCAGCGGCGGCGGGCCGGCGGGAAACUCGCCGCGCGCCCCGGGGCCGGCGCGGCGGGCCCCGGCGGCGCCCGCCCGCUCGAAGGAGAACCGCGGCGCCGCGAGGGGCCGCGCCCGCGCCCGCGCCGCGCGCGCCUCGCCCUCGCCGCCCUCGCGCCCGCCGCGCACGCGCCGCGCGGAUGACGAGGCGGAGGUGCACUCGACGACGGCGGACCGCGAGGCGCGCGCGCUGCGCUCGCGCAACGACGCGGCGGGCGAGGCGGGCGGCGCCAAGCGGCCGCGGCUCGACGACGGCAAGCCCAAGUGCGCGCGCGCGCUGGGCAAGCGCGCGUCGGGCCCGUGGGCGCCCGCGCUGGCGCUGCGCAACCGCCUGCGCCGGCGACUCGUCAAGUAGCGCUAGGGCGCGUCCGGGAGUGUGGUGUUGCAACGGUGCCUUCGAAGUACUGCCGAAGUACUCUUUUGACUGUUAUGUCGCGCGUGGCUCGCGAGAGAUCCAAAGAUGACUGCGUCGUAUACGGUUAGAUUUCUGUUGUUUUUUUUUUUUAUUUUAUUUUAUGGCUAGUUCGAGCUCGAAUCGUUGCCGAUAGUGUUGCGAUCGAAUCCUUAGUUGUUUAGCGCCCGCCGCCCGCGGCACCCUAUUUUAGUUCUCGACUGUUAGUUUUCCGUUCGCUUCGUUCCUGAUUAUGAAUUAUACCCACGGUCAUGGUCGACGUGAACAAUAGUACAAAAGCGUAUUGCAUAGUUAACUCGUAAGACGAAAGCGUGGACCAGGCGGAUAAUGUUAGCCCAAAUGAAUACAUAUUUAUUUAUCUAUAUUUAUAGCACCUAUCGUGUUGCAUUUAACUUUAGGCGAAAUGUGAAAAUUUGAUUUUCAUAGGAAUCAUGUGAAGUCAGAGGCUACAUGUGACUGACAUUGAACGGUUUGCGAUUUUUCACAACCUUAUGUACUUUUACAGGAGUUUUCGUUUUGUAGCUAGAGAAUGCGAUGUGAAUUAGAUAUUGUACCAAGAGUGCUUUUUCAAUAGAUUAAAUAUAUACAAGUAUUUUGUAUUACGGAUGAUAAUAUUUUUAUACAAAUCGCUGGUAAAUUUAUAUAGUACACUGUACGAAAACGUUUUUCUUUGCAAAGUGUGACUAAUAAAUGUCAGAAGUUAUUCUUUUGGAAAAAGAAAUAUAUUUUGUGUACUCAGUUAUUCAAACUUGAUUUAUAUAGAUAUAAAUAUGAUAAAAAAUCUUUUAAUGACGUGUCUAUAAAUUACUUUUUUUUCACAUGCAUGUUUUGUAAAUAAUUUUUGUCUUGAACGAUUUAAGAAUACCAUUCUUAUAUAUUCUGUUUACCAUUAACAUUAUUUUUACAUAAUUAACAUUAUUGUUACAUAAGUAACCGCAUUGUAUAUUUACAUUUUGUCAUAUAAUGUAUCGUUAUGCCUACAUAUAAAAAUAUACAAAGAUUUACCAUUUAACUCUUGGUGCUUGAAUAUUACUUCUAAAUUCCUUUAAAUCUCGAUUUCCACUAUAUUUUAAUCUCCACAUUAAUAAUAAUGCAUUGUGAUUAUAAACCAUUGAUUUAUAUUUAAAGACCAAAAAACCAUUUGUGUUUACGAUUUUGUUGACUCUGUAAAUUACAUUUUAAAUAAA
Colias croceus (clouded yellow) is the source of this 3688-nucleotide messenger RNA. It is a transcript of the gene Pp2C1, whose product is annotated as probable protein phosphatase 2C 71. The record is from RefSeq and is a predicted model, not a curated record. Lineage: Eukaryota; Metazoa; Arthropoda; Insecta; Lepidoptera; Pieridae. Gene Ontology annotation, molecular function: protein serine/threonine phosphatase activity; mitogen-activated protein kinase binding; cation binding. The coding region runs from base 120 to 2444 and encodes 774 amino acids. Gene Ontology annotation, biological process: protein dephosphorylation. The transcript has 5 exons. Gene Ontology annotation, cellular component: cytosol; nucleus.